ACGUACUACAUCCGCCAUGUUGAUACAUCACGUGACAUACGUUUUCAUAGCAGCGCGAAAAUUUAAAGAGCCCGUAAAGUUAGCAAUGGCGUUUUAAAGUUGUUUCAGCAAGUAACAGUACAAAGGAGGCAAAGGGCAGCUGCUCGCAGAGCAAGGCUUCAUAGGCAGCUUAUGAAUAAUUUACUGCAUAAUACUGUCAGCCCUACAGCAUACUGCCGCCUGAACAUUGCUGUGCCAAUUAUUCGGCUGUAUUUUGAAGAUGGAGCUGACCUCCGCCCCACCCUCCAACUGUCUCGACAGUCCAUCAAGUCCCUGAUUGCUGCUCUAAAGUCAGAUGGUGAUCAUGGCUGGGAAAAGGACAUUGAGGUGCUGGUUUUUCUUUACUGGCUGGCCCAUGCAGCAUCAUACAGGGUAGUGUCAAUGGCCUUAGACAUCCCCAAGUCCUCUGUGCAUGACAUUGUGCACAGAGUGAGCAAGGGAGUCAUUGGCAUUUUAAGAACAAUGAUUUCUUUCCCCAACGUGGAUGACCUGGAGGCAGUGGGAGCAGGUUUUGCCCAGCUGGCUGGGUCUCCAGCUUUCUGUUUAGUAGCUGGAGCAAUUGAUGGGUGUCACAUCCGCAUCAAACCACCAGCAAGUGAUGGCCCAUGUUAUUUUAAUAGAAAGCUGUUUUACUCUGUCCAGCUGCAGGCCAUCACUGACCACCAGGGAAAGUUUCUUGACAUCUUUGUUGGGUAUCCUGGAUCCGUGCAUGACGCCAGAGUGCUGAAGAACAGCCCAGUUUAUACCGGCAAACUGUAUCCACCUGCAGGAAAAUGCCUCCUUGGAGAUGGUGGGUAUCCUUGUUUGCGGGCACCCAUCUGCCUCAUCACCCCUUACAGAGAGCCUGUUCAGAAUCCUAUACAGGCUCGCUUCAACACCAAAUGCUGA
Molecule: messenger RNA, 927 nt
Organism: Monopterus albus (swamp eel)
Lineage: Eukaryota; Metazoa; Chordata; Actinopteri; Synbranchiformes; Synbranchidae
Product: protein ALP1-like
Exons: 3
Coding region: 172-927 (251 amino acids)
Source: RefSeq, a predicted model, not a curated record